AUGUGCACCGGGAGAUCCCAAGUGUUUUUAAAAAUGCCGUCGCUUUCAACGCGACUCGUGUUCUACACAAUCGCUCUUCUAUUACUUUCCUCCGCUACGCAACGCGCGUCGUCAAUGUCACUCGAUCGUUUGGGUGUCGACCAGAAUGAAUUAAAUUCGGCUUUAACGGCAGCCAAUAACUAUGAAGAGAAAUCGGAAGCGUUUAAUAGCGCAGAUAUUGUGGUAGACGAUAUGAAAUUGGAAGCUGUACCGACUAAUGGAAAUACGGAUACAUAUUUACUAGUGCCAGCCGGUGGCGCCAACGGAAGUGUUGAAAAGAAUACGAUCGAAAAUGGUGACGGAGCAGCCGAGGAAUCGCUACCUAAUGAAACUUCGGACAUGCUGAUGAUGGAGUCGAAUGAUGCGCCAUUGCGCGUAUCCUUUCUUGCACUGCCCGUAGAGCCACAAGAAUCUAUGGACGCCGAAAAUGUUGCGAAACAGGAGGAAAUAAGUACGGAAGUAAAUGCCUCAGCGAACGAUGAAAGUCGUGUGGAAGAGCCGCUGCCAGUUUUAAUAGAUAAGAUUUUGGAAAUCCCCACCGAAUCCGAAACGCAAGAAAUUGUAUCGGCAGCCGGUGAGCAAAUGUCGCAAGAAUUUACUGAAAAAGAACAGCCCGACUCGUUAAUUGUUGAGGAUAGCUCGAAUAGUGAGAAUACAAUUCCCGCCGAGCAGGGAGCUAUUGCCGAGGUGAACGCUGAUGCGGAAGCGGAAAAGGAUAUGGAAGAGACACAGUUGGCUGAGGAAUUGCCAAAUAACGAAGUGCCAGUUCAAAGCGAAAUUGUGGAAGAUAAAGAACAUACUGACGACAAAAAACAGGAAGUUAUUGGUAGCUUGUCGGCAUUAGAUAAAGAUUUAUUGCCUGAAACCGUUUUAGUGCCCGAAGAAGCAGUGCAAAUUGUGCAUGAGAAUAGUGAAGAAAAUAUUGAAAAUUUACAUGAGAGUGAUAAAUUGGUAGAAGAAGCUAACGCGGAAGAAAAUGAAAUUAAAGAUGAUCUAAGCCAGCAAGCAGAAGAACUAAUAAGUAAACCGGACAAUGCUGUUGAAAAUGUAGAGUUCAUGCAAUUGGAAAGUGCAGAUGAGAAGCUCGACGCAGGUGACUCAGAAAUUCAUAACGAAAAAGGUCAAAACAUGGCAGAGUUGCAGAGCUUGUCGGAGAAUGCUGAGUACACACAAAGUGCCGAAAAUCAUAUUGAAGAAAGUGAACAUGAAAUAGUGAAUACUAAGCCAGAAACAGAAGAGUUCUCAAACAAAGACGAGCUGACGAAAGAAGAAGAAAAUGAGCUUCCUGUCUUAUUGGACGAAUCUAAAUCAGAGGCAAGUGAAAAUGAAAUGAAGCCACUGGAAGGAACUGUUGAAACAGAAAUAGAUGCGGGCUUAACUGAGAUGAUAGCUGAAAAUGACAGGGAUGAAACGAUUGUUGAAGAGAUGGAAACGAAUGAAGCCAACCAGGAAGGUAACAAACCAGAGGAAGCAAUAACUACAGAGAAUAAGCAACCAGAUGAAGCACAAAUAACAGAAAAUGACAGUCAAACAGCCGAAAAACUCCAAAAGGUAGAAGAAGUUGGGGCAGUAGAGGGUAACCAGAUAGUGGAGGAAAGUCAAAAAACAGAAGAAAAACAAACUAUUGAAGAAACUCAAGACGACCUCGACACACAGGCGACUGAAGAAUUGCAAACCGUUGAGGAAAGUCAAACCGCUGAAGAAGCGCAAAAAUUCGAGGAAAUGCAAACAGCUGCAGAUAGCAAUCCACAAGAAGCAGUUGAAGCUGUCGAUGGAGCAGAAGAGAUUGAACAGAAUGAUGAUAAAACUCUUAUGGAUGAAAUGAAACAAGAAGAUACAGUAGAGCAGGAAAUCAAAGGCGAAAAUAUGAUCGCAGAAGCCGCUCCUUUAAAGGAAGAAGCAGAUGCAGCUAUACCGGAAAACGUUGCUGCUGAUGCGAUUUCCGGCCAAGAAGCAACAGCUGAAGACAUUAAAGAGGAUGCAGCGCUGUCGGAGGCCAACAAAACAGAGCAAGUAGCACUCGAAGACAGCCAACAAGUUGAACCAAUUAUAGAAGAAACACAGCCAGAAGAGACUCUGCUAGAAGAAAUUAAACAGAAACAACCAGAGCUCGUGGGCAGCGGUCAACAAUUGGAGACAGAACAACAAGAAGCAAUUAAUGAAGGACUACAAGCUACAAAUGGCAUUCAAGCUGAUGAAACAGAAGAAGCAACUCAGAAUGAGGAUCAGCAAGCGAUGGACGAGAAGGUAGAAGAAGCGUCUAUCUUAACAGAAUCUGAAGCUGCAUCAGAGCCAGAAGCACAGCAAAUGGAAGUGUUAGAAGAGAUUACCAGUAACGAAAAGCUAACAGAAGAAGCGGAAAAGCAGCCCGAGAUAGUAGAAGAACAAGAGCAACAACAGAUGGAAGUACACCAGCAGCAGAUGUUAGAAGAGGAGCAAAAGGAAGAAGAGCAACAGGUGGCAGACGAAGAGCAGAUUGAGGAGGAGCAACAGAAGGAAACAGAGCAGCAGAAUGUUGAAGAGCAGCAGCAGCUGCAACAGGAAGACACUCAAGAGAGCCAAACUGUUGAAGAGCAACAACAGCAGAUGGAUGAACAAAUUGGAGAACAGCAACAAGCAUCUGAAGAGCCACAGCAGCAAAUAGUCGAGCUGAAGGAACCAUUGAAGGAACAAGAAAACCUAGAAAACGAAAAGUUGCAAGAAACAGAGCUCUCUGAAGAGGAACAACAGUCAGCUCAGGAGCAAAUUGUCGAGCUGACGCAAGAAGAAACUGUCGCACAAACACAGCCAAUUAUCGAAAUACAACAGACCGCGGAGGAACAACCACAGCCGGAGACUAUGCAGCCAAUCAACGAUGAGCCAGCAGAAAUUGUUGAGGAAACAUUGAACAGUGGACCAAUCGAGCCUGCCACUUCGCUACUCACAACAAUCAUACAAGUGCCGCAACAGCAACAGCAAGCCACACCAGUGCAAAUCGCAAAUGUUGAAGCGCCAUUAGCCACAACACUCGUUGAUGUCAACAAUUUAACAGCGGCAAUGGCAGCACCCUCAGUAGCACCACUAAAUGUCAUGGAUAGUGUACUCAAUUAUGUCAAUGCCUCGUUUAUGCAACUUAAUAAUAACAACAACAAUAACAAACAGCAACAAACAUCGCAAAAGCUGAAGGAUGAUGAUGACGACGAUGACGAUUUAAAUGCACAGUUGAGACGGUACGAUGGUGCUCAGGUCUGGAGAAUUGUUGUGCAAAAUGAUCACGACAGAAAAAUGGCGGAUGAGCUGCAAACUAAAUACGGUGGUCAAUUAUGGAAGGAGGUGAAGCAAGAGGUCGAUUACUUAUUGAAGCCACAAGUGUUGGGCGAAGCAGAGCAACAUGUACGCAUCGCAAAUCUAUCGCGAAUUGUUCUCAUCGACAAUUUGCAAAAAGUCAUCGAAACGGAAAACCCCAGCGCAGCUGAAAUUGCAUCCUUCCAAAAUCGAAAGGGACAUCGUCUGACAUGGAAGGCCUAUCAUCGCCUGGCGGAUAUCCACGGUUUCUUUGAUUACAUGGCAAAGACAUAUCCUGAUAUUUGCUCAGUGGAAACAAUCGGUUAUUCGUUACAGAAACGACCGCUGAAAAUUUUGAAAAUCUCCAACGGUAAUCCUGGCAAUCCAGGCAUUUGGAUCGAUGGUGGCAUGCAUGCACGCGAGUGGAUUAGUCCAGCAACGGUCACAUUUAUUGCCAAUCAAUUGGUUGAAGGUUGGGAUGAUUUACCCGAAUAUAUGCGCAAUGUCAAUUGGUACAUACAUGCUGUGGCUAAUCCCGAUGGCUAUGAGUACACACACACCACCGAUCGGUUGUGGCGCAAAAAUAUGCGUUCGCAUGGCCGUCAAUGCCCUGGUGUCGACCUGAAUCGUAAUUUCGGUUAUAAAUGGGGCGGCAAGGGUACGUCAGCAAAUCCUUGUUCGCAAACAUAUCGCGGUAGUAAGGCCUUCUCGGAACCGGAAACAUUCUACAUUUCGAAAUUCAUUAGCAAUUAUCCACGUGACACCUUCCAGGCGUACCUCUCAUUCCACAGUUAUGGUCAAUACAUUUUGUAUCCAUGGGGCUAUGAUUACCUUCUUACCGCCGAUAAAUCGGAUUUGGAUCGCGUAGCGCGUCAAGCGGGAACGACUAUCACGAAGAAAUCGGGUGGCAAGUACACCAUCGGCUCAUCAGCAACUACUCUCUAUCCAGCGGCAGGCGGCUCAGACGAUUGGGCUAAGGGCUUUGUGGGCAUCAAAUACGCCUACACCAUUGAAAUGGGCGACACUGGUCGUUAUGGUUUCGUGCUACCCGCCAGCCACAUUGAAACUAACGCUAAAGAUGGCUACACAUUUGCAGAGACAGUGGCGCGCGCCGUCACACAGGGCAAAUACAGUCGAAAACGUGCCUUCUAA
Anastrepha obliqua is the source of this 4455-nucleotide messenger RNA. Its product is annotated as interaptin. The transcript is spliced from 7 exons. The record is from RefSeq and is a predicted model, not a curated record. Gene Ontology annotation, biological process: proteolysis. The coding region runs from base 1 to 4455 and encodes 1484 amino acids. NCBI's taxonomy places the organism in Eukaryota, Metazoa, Arthropoda, Insecta, Diptera, Tephritidae. Gene Ontology annotation, molecular function: zinc ion binding; metallocarboxypeptidase activity.